AUGCUUGGUAGAGUCACUGACAAAAUUUUAACUCCUUGGUUCGGUCGUAAUUGGCACACUCCCAUCGCAAAACACAUGUGGCCCUUCAUGAUUAGUGCGUCUAUAGUUUAUGCUACUAUAUGGAAGAUAGAAAGUUCCGCACAAAACAAGCCUCCAUACGAUACUGAUCCAAGGAACCCAAGAGCCAUCGCCAAUAUGAAGCAUAAAGAAGGACACCAUUAG
This is a messenger RNA of Ambispora leptoticha, 222 nucleotides long. Lineage: Eukaryota; Fungi; Glomeromycota; Glomeromycetes; Archaeosporales; Ambisporaceae. The record is from the annotation of a GenBank genome assembly.